AUGACGAUGUUCUUUGAGAGACGCUCCAGCACAGGAUCCGGUGGUCAGAAGAGAACGCUCCUGAGCACCAAGGGAUUCACACAGGACCUGUUCGACGACAUGGCUGCCUAUGGACUCUUCUCCGACUCUGACGAUAUGAGUGACUCUGACAGCUCCGUCACUCUCACCGGCUGUCAAGACUCCAGAAGCAUGUCUCAAUCCCAGAGAAUUCGUGUCCGUGUCUCCCUCAACCCACAGGGCAACGGCGUCCAGGUGUCCAGCACCCAGCCACGACGCUCUCGAAGUAAAGAACACAGUGAAACAGACACUACCAUCUCCAGGAUCGAGGCCAAUUCCACUGCUCUCCUUCGCAGGAAACGGGCGCCUUCACCAACGCCAUCCAUGACCUCAACUACGUCUACUGAAGAGACGGUCCGUCCCACCAGAAAGCGUAUAAACGUGACGAAGCCGACCAAGAAGUUCAAGGAGGUCGUACCAGUCAUCCAUAUUCCUGACUUCAAGGAAAAGACCUUUAGGGAGAUGUCUCCUCCUCGUCGUAUGGCUGAUCCUAUCGUCAUCGCUCCAAAGUUCAAGGCAUUGGUACGCAAGAAGGUAGCGGCUCCUGAAUUGAAGAAGGCGAUCAAGGAAGCUCCAGCUCCAACCAAGACGAAGGCGAAGGCUAAGAGAGUCCGUUUCGAAUUGACGCCCGAUCACAGGGAUCCCUCAAUGCCGAUGCCUGGUGCGGCCAAGCGUCUUUGA
Messenger RNA from Arthroderma uncinatum, 738 nucleotides. RefSeq lists its product as uncharacterized. The record is from RefSeq and is a predicted model, not a curated record. Bases 1 to 738 code for a protein of 245 amino acids. The transcript has a single exon. Lineage: Eukaryota; Fungi; Ascomycota; Eurotiomycetes; Onygenales; Arthrodermataceae.